This is a messenger RNA of Kuraishia capsulata CBS 1993, 2163 nucleotides long. RefSeq lists its product as uncharacterized. Lineage: Eukaryota; Fungi; Ascomycota; Pichiomycetes; Pichiales; Pichiaceae. Bases 1 to 2163 code for a protein of 720 amino acids. Gene Ontology annotation, biological process: intracellular transport. Gene Ontology annotation, cellular component: nuclear pore. The transcript is spliced from 2 exons. The record is from RefSeq and is a predicted model, not a curated record.
AUGGCGAAACGUGUGAAGACCCAGGCAACAAGGGAAGCCCACGAACGGGAAGAGUUCUCAAGUGACGAAAAUGUCAGCGACGAGGAGGCCACUGGCCCAAAGGUCGCUUCUAGUGAGGUGCUCAAGGGAAGGAAGAUCCUGAAGCCAAGAUCGUUAUUGAACCGUUCUUCUGGUGCAAGUGCGCCAACACCAGCGGCAAAUCCAUUUGCUUCUGUUGGCCAGUCGGGCCCAUCUACCUUCUCGUUCACUCCAAAACGUCCUAGUCCACUAACUACUAACUCGCCCUUGAAUUCUGCUAAUGGAGCAGCCAAUGCUACCAUUGACAAAUCCAAUAAACUUAAGGCAUUGAAUAACAAGGUUGUGGAGGCCAUUCUGGCAGCGCAGAAAAAGGACGAUCUGGCAGAUUUCAGUCCAAUAUUCACUAAAUACAUUGAAUAUAUGAAGGAUCUGUUGCCCACUCCAAGUGCCAUUUCUUCAUUGGCCAAUUCAGCUUCCGCAGUGACGUCGAAACCCAAGGAAGAAAGCGCAGAGCCAGCUUCAGACGUUAUCCAGGUUGAUUCGGCCUCAGACUCCGAGUCUGAAGACGAAAUUAAGGUGGAAGGUCCAACUUUCUCUGUUGCUGCUCCUGUGAGCUUGAAAUUUGGAAACCAAGAUGAUGAUGACGACAUCGUGUUUUCAGACGAUUCCGAAGACGAUGUUAAGGUUGAAGGUCCAAAAUUCACCUUCAGCGCCGCACCCAGUUCCAAUUUUAACGGUGUGUUCAAGUUGGAUAAGAAGGCUAAUUCGGAAAAAUCGUCGUUCACUCUUGGCAAGAAAGAGGACCCAAAGAAUGAGGAAAGUGCUCCAACCCCCACAUUCACCUUCGGAAACCCAACUGGAGGAGAGCCAAACAAAGCUAGUGCUUCUUCUGAUAGCGCUGCACCUGUUUUUAGUUUUGGCAAACCUGCCGAGGCUCCAGCUUCCACCCCUGCACCGGCUUUCAGUUUUGGAAAGCCUGCCGAGACAAAUGUCGAUACAAAAGCUGGAGGUUUCAGCUUUGAUAAGCCGGCUGCUUCAUCAGACUCCAAACCAGCUCCCGCUUUCAGCUUUGCAAAGCCACAAACUACAGAAAACCCAGUCGAGACGAAGGCCGAAGCUCCAUUGUUCAGCUUUGGCAAGCCGGCUGAUGAGCAGAAACAAUCUACGGCGCCGGCGUUCAGUUUCAGUAAGUCUGAUGAGUCAAAAACCGAGCCCGCAGCUCCGGCCUUCAGUUUUGGUAAACCGGCAGAAAAGAAAGAGCCAACUUUCAGUUUUGGCAAAUCACCCGAGGAGAAAACCGAAGCAUCUGCGCCUGUUUUUUCUUUUGGAAAGCCAGCUGCUACCGAGACAUCCGCCAAACCUGCAUUGUCAUUUGGUGCCCCUGCCCAAGAGUCCAAGAGCGAAGAGACAGCCAGCCCCUUCAAGUUUCCUACUGCAGAAGCAACUAAUGGUGAUGCCAAACCUGCUGACUUCACAUGGAAGCCAUCUGGCGAAAUAAAUAUCCAGAGCGAGAAGCAGGAGCCAAAGCCGCUUUUUGGCACCAGCACCGGGUUUUCAUUCUCAAACUCUUCAGACUCUAAGCCGGUGUUUGCGUUCGGUAAUAAGGACGCCGCCUCUGCUACUACUGCAAGUGCACCAGCAUUCAACUUCAGCUUCAAAGCUCCCGAAAGUGGCUCGAACGGCUCGAAUGGCGAAGCCGCCCCUGCUGGCGAAGAGGAUGCAGCCGAGGAAAACGAUGUCAAGGGCGACUUUGGAAUUGUGAAACUCUCGGAGAAGGUUGAGGUGAGGACAGGCGAAGAAGACGAAGAUUGUACCAUAACCAAGCGUGCAAAAUUGAUGCAAUAUCAUCCUGAUAACAAGGAGUCACCCUACGAAUCAAAAGGACUGGGUGAGCUCAAGCUACUGGUGAAUAAGGCGACCAACAAAGCUAGAUUGGUGCUACGUUCGGACGGAAAUGGAAACGUCCUUCUGAACACCAAUCUUUCCCGCGACCUUAAAUACGACAAGUUUGGAAACGGGACCAUGUUGAGAUGUCCUGUGAUCUCCCCGGAGGGACUACAGACAUACAUACUGAAGAUCAAGACCGCGGCCGAUGUACAAGAGGUAAUAGCGAGCAUUGAUGCUGCUAAGUCUAAUCUUUCCUAA